GAUGUGCUGUGAGGGAAAACACAACAACACUGUUAAAGAGGAGAGGUGUGCAACUUUUCUCCUUGGUAGUAAAACCACGCUUCGCGAAAUCAGAACCUGGGAACUCACUUAACUGAUAAAACCACGAAGCUGAGCUAACCUGGAUCCUGAAAAAACAUGCUGAGCCCUGCAAACGGGGAGUCGCUGAACGUUGUGACUAAUUAUGUGGAGGAGUAUCUGGACCUCGUUGAAUCUUUACCGCUGGACCUGCAGAGAUGUGUUUCACUGAUGAGAGAGAUAGACGGAAAAUAUCAAGAGAUCCUGAAGGAGCUGAAUGACGCUUAUGAGAGACACCGGCAAGAAUCAGACCCGGUGCUGAGGCGGCGACUCCUGCACUGCAUUCAGUGCUCUCUAAUCCGCGCUCAGGAGCUCGGAGAUGAGAAGAUCCAGAUCGCAGGCCAGAUGGUGGAGCUGGUGGAGAACCGCACUCGUCAAUUUGAGUGGCAGGUGGAGCUUUUCCAGGCCUGUCAGAGCUCACCUGAGAGCGCCGUGUCCGUGGGCAGCGCUUCAUCUGCUGCCAUAACGACAGUAACCAUGACACCACUGUCCACUCCGUUGCUUUCGCUGGGCAAACCAAGCACAGACAAAAAGCGAGACGAGACACCAGGGUCGGUAGAUAAGUCUGGUGCGAAACGCUCGCGAAGGCAAAAAAGUGGCUCAGAGAACCGAGAAAACACCAGCUACAACUUAGACCACGGUGAAGACCUUGGAGCAGGAACACCAAAAGAGAAAAAGCCCAAGACUUCAUCGACGUCGUCGUCGAAAAAGAAAAAGAGGUCGAAAGCCAAGCAGGAGCGAGAGGCAUCACCGGCUGACCUGCCCAUCGAUCCGAAUGAGCCCACCUACUGCCUGUGUGAGCAGGUCUCUUACGGAGAGAUGAUUUGCUGCGAUAAUGACAAAUGCCCGAUCGAAUGGUUUCACUUCUCCUGUGUUGGCCUCCACCAUAAGCCCAAAGGGAAGUGGUUCUGCCCGAAAUGCAGAGGAGAGAAUGAGAAGACCAUGGACAAAAGCCUAGAGAGGUCCAAAAAGGAGAGGGCAUACAGUAGGUAGUCUCUCACCUAAGCCAGCCUUACUUAACCUUCUCACUCACCUGUUGAUACUCAGUAUUAUUGCAAUAGUGUGGAAUAGUCUGUUCACAAUGGACCAGUUACAUUCAGUUCAUUCAGUGUUUUCUUUUUUCUAAGAAAAGUAUUGAGGUUCACACUGUUCACAGGAGCUGUUUAGUCCAGCUAUACUCAGUUAUGCGUGAGUGUUCUGUUAAAAAGGAGUCCUCCAGUAUUUUUCAGUCUAAUCUAAGUCUGCUGUAGCGUGCGGUUGAUUGCCACUGACAGUUAUUUCCAUGUAUUUCGAGAAAAAGCCUGCAGUCUUCUUUUAAAUACAGUCAUACGCAAAAGUUUGGGCACCCCAGUCAAAUUAGGUUUUGUUGAGAGAACAGAAAACAUGCAUUUUAGUGCAUUUAAUUACUAUUUAUUUGCUGAUGUAAGUGUGUGGCAUGUAUUAAUGUUAUGGCACAUUUAAUAUGUAAUAUUUUCCCCUAAAUGUUAAAUCCAGCAGAUAAUUAGAAUUUGUGCACCUAAUUCUGUAGAAAGUUGCCAUAUUUAAGUUUACUUGCUGUAGUACAUGUGUUAACUUAUUUUCACUUGGAAAAACCAUGUAAUUUGACCAGGGGGUGUUUAAAAUACGCAUACGACUGUAUGUUGCAAGUCAGUGGGUUUUCUGCCCUUUUACUAGCCACAGGGAAACAUCAGAAUAACGGUCUGUCAUAAUCCGUGUGCUUCUGACACAGCGGGUAAAGAUUAGGCUGGGUAACACUGGAAUAUUCCUUUAAGGGUUACAUGAGGUCCGUAGUAUCACUGAAAGUUAUCAGUCUCUGUCUCAAAUUGAUCAGCUUCCUACAGACUGCUUUCAGGUACUGUUAUCUGUUCAUCUCACAAAUCUUAUAGCAAUACCAUAUUUUUUGUAGACUUCACGUUUCCACCAGUUUUAUAUGCCUACUUUUUCAGUGCCAUAAUAAAAGUGCAGUUUAUCCAUUGUGU
Molecule: messenger RNA, 2075 nt
Organism: Colossoma macropomum (tambaqui)
Lineage: Eukaryota; Metazoa; Chordata; Actinopteri; Characiformes; Serrasalmidae
Gene: ing1
Product: inhibitor of growth family, member 1
Exons: 2
Coding region: 157-1089 (310 amino acids)
Biological process (GO): positive regulation of DNA-templated transcription
Cellular component (GO): nucleus
Source: RefSeq, a predicted model, not a curated record